CAAGAUUCCGAGUGUAAUUUAUGAAGUAAUCUUGGCAACGGGGAGCAGUAACCUCGUACCGAAUUAUUAGGUUAAGUUUUUGAUUCAAGAGAAAAUGUGAGUGAGUUUAUCGAAAAAAAACCCGGAAAAAUGUUAAGAAUAUCGAACAUUUUGUACACGCUGGUCAGAAGAAAAUCGCACUUGGUUCUGGACCACAAACAGUGUGCCACCGUCUUCAAAGUGCCCUACAGUUUCAUUCAAAAUGCCUGUUAUAGCGAUACAAAAGCGAAAUCCCCGCUCGGAAACAUAAUCAACAAGGACGCAAUUGAAAAGGAACACGACUAUGAGGAGGAACAGAGGAAACAGAGGGAGGCCUCUUGGAAAACGAUGAAACGAACAUUGACAGCUUUCGGUGUUACAUUCCUUUGCCUUGGAGGAUACCUGAUCAUCAGUCUGGGAGGACCAGAACUCGAUUCUGAUGGCGACCCAGUUCACGAGGAGGAUUUGAAGGAUAAGCCAAUUUGGCAACAGUAUCUUAUUAGAACAUACAGAGAACUGGAUUAUUACAGAAGACUGAUCAGGGAGCCUUCUAGAGAAAAACUGUUACCAGAUCCACUGGAGUACCCAUACAUCCAACCAAAAUACACUCUAGUCUUAGAAUUAACAGAUGUUUUGGUGCAUCCAGAUUGGACGUACAACACUGGCUGGCGUUUUAAGAAAAGGCCAGGCUUGGAUUAUUUUCUCGAAACACUUCAGGGGCAAUAUGAAAUUGUCAUCUACACUGCCGAACAAGGAAUGACAGUUUUCCCACUGAUGGAGGCUUUAGAUCCAAAGAACAUUAUCUCAUAUAAAUUGGUUAGGGAUGCCACACACUUCUCAGGGGGACAUCACGUUAAAAGUUUAGAUAAACUCAACAGGGAUUUGAGUAAAGUCAUUUGCAUUGACUGGAAUCCUAAGAACGUCAAGUUCAAUCCGGAGAAUUUGUUCAACAUCAAGAGGUGGAAUGGCAACGACCAUGACACGUCACUCAUGGAUUUAGCUUCAUUUUUGAAAACAAUCGCAGACAAUGAUAUUGAGGAUGUUAGGGAGGUUCUGAAGAACUACAGCGAGUACGAAGAUCCGAUCGAAGCUUUCCGCGAGAAACAAAAGAAAUUGAUUGAUCAGCUCGAGGCGCAGGCAGCCGCAAAACGCGAUCAAGACGUUUCAAAAGCCUCGAGGUGGACGCCGAACUUCUUUAACAGAAAACCGUUCUAAAACAUAAAAUGUUAUGCGACUUGCACAUUUUCUUUUAACGCCGGUGCGAGGUUUUGCCGUUUUUACUAUGGUGCAAAUAAGCUGUUUUUUAUUUUUAAAAUUUUAUGUUUUUGUUUAAGUUUAAUUUAAAUACAUGCCUGAUAGUCUUUGUA
This is a messenger RNA of Aethina tumida (small hive beetle), 1385 nucleotides long. RefSeq names its product mitochondrial import inner membrane translocase subunit TIM50-C-like. The transcript is spliced from 4 exons. The record is from RefSeq and is a predicted model, not a curated record. Lineage: Eukaryota; Metazoa; Arthropoda; Insecta; Coleoptera; Nitidulidae. Gene Ontology annotation, molecular function: phosphoprotein phosphatase activity. Bases 130 to 1233 code for a protein of 367 amino acids.